Molecule: messenger RNA, 987 nt
Organism: Seminavis robusta
Lineage: Eukaryota; Bacillariophyta; Bacillariophyceae; Naviculales; Naviculaceae
Source: the annotation of a GenBank genome assembly
AUGACGACAACCAACAACAACAAACAGGCGGUGCCAGGAAUUCGAGAUGGAUGGUUUUCAGAGACGGAAGCCAUGUGGCCGGGCCAAAAGUUUUCACUUGCCUUGGAGGAAUUCUCAGAGCAAAAGUCAGUGCUCUUCCACCAAGACUCCGGACAUCAGAAGAUACUGGUGUUUCGGUCGGCUCAGUAUGGAAACGUCUUAGUACUGGAUGGAGUUAUCCAACUAACGGAACGAGACGAGUUCGCAUUCCAUGAAAUGAUGGUUCAUCUUCCACUUUGUUCACAUCCUAAUCCAAAAUCAGUCUGCAUUGUCGGUGGCGGAGAUGGAGGCGUUUUGCGGCAGGUGCGCAAACACAAAUGUGUGAAAUCCAUUACAUUGGUUGAAAUCGAUCCCAUGGUCACACAAGUCGCGAAACAGUACUUUAGACAAGAUAUUCGGGAUGCUUUUGAAGAUCCACGCUUGACCAUUGUGCAAGAUGACGCAGCCAAUUUCAUUGCGGCUAGAGAGGCGGAAUUUGACGUUAUCAUUACCGACAAUGGGGAUCCCAUCGGUCCAGCACAGAGUCUCUUUGAACCGGCAUUUUAUGAAAAAAUGUACAAUGCUUUGGCUCCAGAGGGUAUCGUGUGUGUGCAAGCCGAGAGUUUUUGGAUUCAUUUGGAUCUCAUAAGUGACUUGCAUGCUUGUUCCAAUGAAAUUUUCUCACAUGCUGAAUAUGCCAGCACCAUGGUCCCCACCUAUCCGUGUGGACAGAUUGGAUUCAUUUUGGCGGGAAAAGGGACAAAGAGUGGCACUUGUAGACGCCCAACGAGAAUACCAGACUUUGUCCAGGACCUCCAAUGGUACAAUCCACAAACGCACAUGGCAGCCUUUGUGUUGCCAACGUUUGUAGCAAAGAGACUGGGACAAUGUAAUCACGACGACGAUGAUGAUGCAGAUGCUAGAGAACGAAUUGACCGUUGCUUUCUCGACAAUUGCACCAUUUCAUAG